ACGCGCGAAGCGUGGCGUAGUGAAAAAAAAGUAAACAAAGUAUCAUCGUAAGUGCUUUUCAUGAAUUUUCUUGAUUUUAUUUAGCCUUUCCUUAGUUCUCUUGAUAAUUGAGUUAUUUUGCAAUUAAUUACAUAAUGGAUGGAGUAGGAGCACCCGAAAUAAUCAUGAGAAAUAGAGUCAAUGGAACGUUUCUCAGUCAAAAUGUUGGCAAGCCGAUCUCGAUCAUCGGAAGCAUAUUGAAGAUGAAUCCCAGCAACAAUGGCUUUGACAUUCAAACAACUGACAAUCAUGUUGUUUCUGUAAGUUGUAAAGAAAUGAUCUCCGAGUGCCUGGAUGGUCUAGUUGAAGUUAGAGGCAUCGCUGAAGGGAAGAAUUCUGUUACCUGUGAUUAUUACAUCCUAUUUCCUCGUGAAUUGGCCAGCACGUUUGACACAGAGAAAGACAAUGAAGCUGUGAUGAUCGUUAACUCCAUUCCAAAUGCAUUUAAAGCUUAGGGAUUGCUGCCUUUGGUCCUGGAAGAUUCAAACAUGAUCCUCCGAAACCUCACCAGUAUCGAAUUCAAGGUAGAGGACCUAUCAGAAUACAAUGCCAUUCGCAAGUCAACAGAGGCUCUGAAAGAUCAGAAAGGAAGACCUACAGGCUCUGUUCAGAAACCGAAACAACAGGAAGUACAAGUCAGAAUCGGCUACAACCCUCAUCACCGUAAAAUGAUGUGAUUUGUCUUCGACUCAACACUCAAAAGUUCCUUCCUCAUUUUUAUCCGUGAUUUCAUCGAGACUUUCCAGAAAUUUUCCUCCCCCCUAGAGAAACUCAUUUCAAUGGCGCCUCGCAGUGUUUUUCUACUUUAUAAUGGAGUUGUUUCUACAUCUCUUUGUCUUUUAAUCCUCAAACAGAACCUCAACUUUACCCACUGAUAAUUCAAAAAUUGAAUCAUAAUUAGCACUUCAAUGUUCCUGUACCAUCUUACUAUUUAGUUGAUCAUGCUUCCUCUGUCAAGGAACAUGAAACCAAGCAUUCAUCUUGCUAAAAAUAUUGUGGAAUUUUUAUUUCAUUCUUACUUUUAAAAUUCCUGAUUAGCAAUGUAUUACUUUCUUUGUAUCAAACAGCGUCCAAAAUAUUUCAUACUGAAUUUAAUAAAACCUACUUUAUUUUGUUAAA
Messenger RNA from Bemisia tabaci, 1158 nucleotides. RefSeq names its product replication protein A 14 kDa subunit. NCBI's taxonomy places the organism in Eukaryota, Metazoa, Arthropoda, Insecta, Hemiptera, Aleyrodidae. Gene Ontology annotation, cellular component: site of double-strand break; DNA replication factor A complex; nucleus. Gene Ontology annotation, molecular function: damaged DNA binding; single-stranded DNA binding. Gene Ontology annotation, biological process: DNA replication; double-strand break repair via homologous recombination; base-excision repair. The record is from RefSeq and is a predicted model, not a curated record.